Molecule: messenger RNA, 2305 nt
Organism: Chlamydomonas reinhardtii
Lineage: Eukaryota; Viridiplantae; Chlorophyta; Chlorophyceae; Chlamydomonadales; Chlamydomonadaceae
Exons: 9
Coding region: 95-1921 (608 amino acids)
Cellular component (GO): nucleus; nucleolus
Source: RefSeq, a predicted model, not a curated record
UUAAUUGUGUUUUCGGCACGAAACAACACCUGGCAAUUCACCAAUUGCAGUUUAUACCAGCCCCAGGACAGUUCUUGGACAGUCGAAUAGUACGAUGUCAGGCAAACGAAAAUCCUUGCGUGAUGAGAUAGCAGACUUGCUGGGCCCGGCGCCUGCGCGGGAACAUGACCCCGAUGCGCUUGACAUGGGCGAUGGAGCUCAGCUCGCGGACGACGGCGAUUAUGAAGAGGCGCGGCGGGCGCCGACGCGGAGAGCUCCGGAGAAUUCUAUGCUAAUGCGCGGGGAAAUCGACCUCGAGGACGCAGCGUACCGUGGCCGGAAAUCCUCGCGUGCUGCUGUAUUUGGGGAGGCGGACGAUGAUGACGAGGAGGACGAUGAUGAGGAUGACGUGGAUCUGGAUCUGGGAGGCAGCGACGACGAGGAUGGCGAUGAGGAUGAGGAGGAUGAGGACGAGGGCGGGAGGCGCUCAGCAGCAGCACGUGCGGGGCCCAGCGGGCGCGGGACAGGGCAAGCAGCGGCAGCGACAAAGGGGCGACGGGGCGCGGCCAAUGGCCACGCAGCCAGCGGCUCUGAAGACGGGCUAGGCGAUGCAGACGAGGACGAGGAGGAGGGCGACGAUGAUGAGGACGGCGGGGACGACGAGGGCGCCGCAGGGACGGGGACAGGGACAGAGGACGGCGAUGAGGAUGAGGACGGGGACGGCGCAGCCGCGGCAGUGGCAGCGGCGGCCAAGGCCGCGCGCGCUGCCACGCGGCGGCGCGCCACGGCUGGCGGCGAUGACGACCUAGACGCGUUGGAGGCCGAGUAUGAGGCGCUGCAGGAGGAGGACGAGGCUCAGCUGAUGACGCUGCGGCAGAAGGGCGAGCGGGACCGGGUCAAGGGGCUGGCUGUGCGCAACCAGCAGGCUCUGUACGAGCGGGCAUUGGAGCAGCGCAUCCUGCUGCAGCGCUGCCUGCAGGCCAGCAACGGACUGCCGCGCCCGGACACACACGCGGCGCUGGUGGGCACGCAGCCGGAGGUCCGCGAGGGUUUCGCCGACCUUGCCAGCGCCGCGCGCUCCACCCUGACCCAGCUGAUGGAGUUGCAGCACACGCUCAUGGCCCGCACACCCGGCAUCCAACUGCCAGCAGCCGCCGCGCCGCCGGCGCCCUCCAAACGGGACGCCAAGCGCAAGCGCGACCAGAAUGCCGACGACGAGGAUGAGGACGACGACGAAGAGCAGGAGGAGGAGGAGGAGGAGGAUGGCGGCGCGGCGUUGGAGUCGUUGUGGCUGCGGCUGAGCAGUCAGCACGAGGCGCUGACGCCCUACCGGGACACGGCACUGGACAGCUGGCACCGCCGCACGGUGCUCAGCAGCGGCAGCGGCGCGAUGCGCAACGCCGGGCUGCGUGCGCUCAACCAGUCCAUCAGCAGCCAGGUGGCGGCGCUGAUGCGGGACCCAGCCAAGUUCAUCAAGCGCACGCGCCUCACGCUCAGCGCCUGCCCGCGCGUGCUCUGCGAGCCGCCGCACGAGUCGGCGGCCGCCACCACGGCGGCUGACCCUCACGCCGCCGCGGACGUUGAGGCGGAGACGGCGGCGCUGGACGGCAGCAGCCGCCGCGGCGGUGCCGCUGCCGGGGCUUCGGCGAGCGAGGCGCGCGAUGUGCUUGAGGAGGAGCGCGACGGGGAGACGUACGAUGACGCGGAGUUCUAUCAGCAGCUGCUGAAAGAGUUCCUUGACAAAGGAAUGGAGGGCGCGGCGGCCGGCGCACCCAAGGCGGCAAAGAAGCGAAAGCUGGUGGACCGGAGAGCCAGCAAGGGACGCAAGCUGCGAUACCAUGUGCAGGAGAAGCUGGUUGCGUUCAUGGCACCAGUGGACUUCGAGCCGCCGACCUUCGCGGCGCAACUGUUCGCGAACCUUUUCGGGCACGCGGGGCACUGAGCUGGCGCCUUGUGUAGGCAUAUCACGAUGGCGCCAGCCGGACAGGAUGGGCCCGGUGCAGGAAGAACAUGCAGCCUGUGACGCUGCAAAUGGCGAUGGAAAGGAGGCUGGGAAUGUCGCGCGGGAGUGCGGAGAGAGGAUGUGGGGGCCGGACCGCGGUUGAAGGCAUGGGUUUGGGCAUUGCAGAGCACGAGUCUUGCUUGCCAGACCCUGGCGCACUGUGUAAAUGAUGAACACACAUUGUACUGUUGCUGAGUGCCGGACAGUGACACCUUGGGAAGGUGGAUGGGUCCAGCGGGAAACCCGGUAAUUCACGAAACAAUGUCCAUUGAAAUGGCUCACUCGGGGUCGCCGAUACCCUGAGUCUUGUAACCUGCAAUGCAU